AUGGCUCGAUGGCAAGGGUUCGGAGGUACUGGUCUCGUGCUGCUCCGGUACUUGGUGACUCGAUCUCACAAGUACAACGACCGUGACCACGCCGGCCUGGCCGACGGAACUGCCUCUCCCCAAGAGCACCUGCCUCGCUACUUUGCGAAGCACGGCCACGAGGGCGUCGAUCCCAAGAAGGUGAAGAAGAAUGGUGGCGGCAGAAGCAAUUGGGGCAAUGCUGGCGAGGAAGUCAUUGACGAGGACUUCCGCUUCACCAAUGCUCGCCGCCGCACCAACAGCAGUGGCUUCGCUGAUAACAUCGGCGCCUUCAAGACCAAGUUCGACGUCAACGAACCCGAGCCUGUCUUUGAAGAGUCCAUACACGGCCCCUCCGAGGAAGACGGCGAGGACCUCACCAAGACCGAGUCCUCCGAGAGUGGUCGCUCUUCUGCCUAUGGUGAUGAGAAGAUCACCAAGCACUAA
Molecule: messenger RNA, 465 nt
Organism: Colletotrichum abscissum
Lineage: Eukaryota; Fungi; Ascomycota; Sordariomycetes; Glomerellales; Glomerellaceae
Exons: 3
Coding region: 1-465 (154 amino acids)
Source: RefSeq, a predicted model, not a curated record